CAGGACCCUCGCAAGCUGUUCAUGAGUGUGGGCAUGAUAACUCAGGCCAAGGGUUCGUCGUAUGUGGAAGUUGGCAAUACUAAGGUGUGCUGUGGUGUGUAUGGCCCAAAAGAUGUGCAGAGAGGGCAGGAUUUCAAGAUGUCUGGGCAGGUUCUCGUAUUGACAAGAACUGGUUUAUCAUUCGUGACGCCUCCGUGAAGACCGAGCGCCUGAUGACCCUGCAGCCUUACGACGAGCACUGCCCCAUCCCCAUGACCCACGGCACGCGCGAGGCACUCAUCGAGCUCUUCCAGGCUCUGCACCACCCGUGCAUCUACCCAGUGUUGGACGUGGACUUUGCCAACAUCUCUUCCCACACGUACAUCGUCACCAUCAUCCCCCACAACAACAAGGGCACGCUCAAGGACCUCAUUUAUCGGAAGCUGAACGAUGGUGCUUCACAGAGUCACUGGCAAGAUGACUGGGUGGAGAAGUACCAGCAGCGCUCAUCGGGGCUGCCAGUGGGCCAGGUCCAGCGGCUGGGGCGGCAGGUGUUGGAGGCCCUGCUCUUCCUGCAAGACCGAGGCUUUCCCCCCUGCGGCCAUCUGCACUCCGGGAACGUGGUACUGCAAAACAGUGUGGCAAGACUGUCCGGGGUGGAGAACACACUGCUGGGCCUCACCUCCAGGAUCUACCCAAUCAUCAAGCGUCGCCUCAAGGACAACAGAGACGCCAUAGACUCAGUGUGUUUCGGCCACGUCCUGUUUGAGAUGUGUGCUGGAUACGAGCUGUCGUCUGCCCACCCUACCGCCAAGCACCUUGAGGACAUCUCCACCUAUCCCCAAGUGGUGCAGGUGCUGGAGUACAUCUUUGGUAAUGGAGACCAGUACCCCAGCAUUGAAGAAAUCCUCUGCCUUGACUUCUUCCGUAACCUGGAUCUGCGAGAAAUGCGGGCAGCUCCUCUCCCGCUUACAGUGGCUUUGAUGUUCCAGAUUCGGUACUCACCAAUGAUAAGGAACAUCCUCAAGGAAGUCAGAAGAUUCCAAAAACAGAGAAGCUACAGUCUAUGGCCAAUAGGCAGUGGUUGGCAUGCCUCCAGCCCCUCACAGGGACACUGCUGUGGAAGAGCCCAGUCCUCCCCUAAAGGGCUCCUCAGGUGGUCAGAUUGCAGUGUCUGCUGGGGACUGUUCAGUCCCUAGCUAUUCAUGAUAAGCAUUUUCUGGCUGUGGGGGGCUGCAGGUAUAUGGCGCCAACGGUUAAUCCAGGGGUCCUUAAAACUACGGUCCUUAUAUCUAGAGUCCUUAAAACUACGUUCCUUAAUCCUAGAGUCCUUAAUCCUAGAGUCCUUAAAUCUACGGUUUCUGCAGCUACAUUUUUUUUUUUUUUUUUUUUUUUUUUUUUUUUUCUCAGCUACAGUCUAUGGCCAAUAGGCAGUGGUUGGCACACCUCCAGCCCCUCACAGGGACACUGCUGUGAAAGAGCCCAGUCCUCCCCUAAAGGGCUCCUCAGGUGGUCAGAUUGCAGUGUCUGCUGGGGACUGUUCAGUCCCUAGCUAUUCAUGAUAAGCAUUUUCUGGCUGUGGGGGGCUGCAGGUAUAUGGCGCCAACGGUUGAUCCAGGGGUCCUUAAAACUACGGUCUUUAAUCCUAGAGUCCUUAAUCCUAGAGUCCUUAAAACUACGUUCCUUAAUCCUAGAGUCCUUAAUCCUAGAGUCCUUAAUCAUUGAGUCCUUAAAUCUACGGUUUCUGCAGCUACAUUUUUUUUUUUUUUUUUUUUUUUUUUUUUUUUUUUACAGCUACAAUCUAUGCCCAAUAGGCAGUGGUUGGCACGCCUUCAGCCCCUCACAGGGACACUGCUGCGGAGGAGCCCAGUCCUCCCCUAAAGGGCUCCUCAGAUGUUCAGAUGGCAGUGUCUGCUGGGGACUGUUCAGUUCCCUAGCUACUCAUGAUGAGCAUUUUCUGGCUGUGAGGGGCUGCAGGUAUAUGGCGCCAACGGUUAAUUCAGGGGUCCUUAAAACUACGGUCCUUAAUCCUAGAGUCCUUAAAACUACGUUCCUUUAUCCUAGAGUCCUUAAAUCUACGGUUCCUGCAGCUACAUUUUUUUUUUUUUUUUU
Messenger RNA from Portunus trituberculatus (swimming crab), 2091 nucleotides. RefSeq names its product slowpoke-binding protein-like. The record is from RefSeq and is a predicted model, not a curated record. Lineage: Eukaryota; Metazoa; Arthropoda; Malacostraca; Decapoda; Portunidae. Bases 213 to 1178 code for a protein of 321 amino acids. The transcript has 11 exons.